Trichoderma breve is the source of this 984-nucleotide messenger RNA. RefSeq lists its product as uncharacterized. The transcript has a single exon. Bases 1 to 984 code for a protein of 327 amino acids. Lineage: Eukaryota; Fungi; Ascomycota; Sordariomycetes; Hypocreales; Hypocreaceae. The record is from RefSeq and is a predicted model, not a curated record.
AUGCAGUUGCUUAACUUUGACGGGAAUAAUGCCCGUAAUAUUAUUCCAGGCUCUCAUCGCGGGAGAAGACGACGCGUUUUGCAAGACUUCGACCCAAACCUCAGCGAUCCCGAUGAUAGCCCUUCUAGUCCCGUCACUUCCACCAAGAAUGUGAUGGACGGGAGGAGAACCCGAGGCGCUUUGGUAUACCCCGGCCAAUACCACGACCCCAGCGAUGAAAGCUCUUCUGAUUCCGUCACUCCUGCCAAGAAUGUGAUGGGAAAGCCCCAAUCGGCAAACGGAAAGAUGCCAACUUCAAAGGAUGAAGAAAACGAAAGAGAAAUUGCUCAGCUGAAGGCCAUACAGGAACUUUAUGCUCCUAAGAAUAUCAGAGGCAAAGCCGCAAAGCCCAAGAACGUCUCUUCAUCAGAGGCUGGAGCUAACAACCCAUAUUCUGACCAAUACCCGGUAUCUCGUCAAGUCUUUGAUCUCGAAAAGAGAGCUCAAGAAUUGCAGGACAAACGUGAUUACUUCCAGAAUCAAUGCAAUGAGCUCACCUUGAUCGUGGAACGCCUCAACAAAGCAACAAAGAAGGAGAGAGCUGACCACGAAACAAAAUGUGCUACCCUCAAGGCUGCCAACGACGACAUGGCAAAACAGCUCGAGGAAGAAAAAGAUAAAGUCAAAGAGCUCCAAUCCCAGAACGAAAGCCUUAUCCAAGACCUCGCCGCCGCGUCUGAAAGGAAAGACUUCUUCGCUAAGAUGCUUGAGGAGAAGACCUACGAGUCGUGGAUAUUCCGCUGCGCCCUUGCCGUCGUCUUCAAGUCCACCCCGUCCACUCGAGAGCGCAUCGCAAUGCGAAAACUCAUCUGCGAUUGUUUCGCUGCCCUGAAGCAGAGACGCGAUCAAGACCGCGCUCUUCAGCAGGGAGACCAAGCCCAAGAUCAGAAUAACAGCAACCGCGUUUCUGAGGAAGCCGCCGAACGGCCUGGAUCAUCUUUGUAG